AGCGGGAGGGGGCGGGGCGCCGGAGGAGGACGCGGGAGCAGGCGCAGGAGCGAGCGCGCGCGCGUGUGUUUGUGUGUGUGUGGAGGCCAACGGCGGAGGGCGCGAGCCACACCGGCGGGCGGACAGUUGGGCCGGCGAGGGGAGCCAGCGAGAGAGACCGGGCGGCCAGACACCGCACCGACCCACAGCAGGACACCGCGCCCCGCUCUCGCCGCCAUGGCCGAGACGAAGGAGACGCAUGAGGAGCAUGACUCAGCAACUGACCAUGUAGAUGAUUCUAACCAUGACCCCCAAUUUGAGCCCAUAGUUUCUCUUCCUGAGCAAGAGAUCAAAACUCUUGAAGAAGAUGAAGAAGAACUGUUUAAGAUGCGUGCAAAGCUGUUCCGGUUUGCAUCAGAGAAUGAUCUUCCAGAAUGGAAAGAACGAGGCACUGGUGAUGUAAAACUUCUGAAGCACAAAGAGAAGGGGACCAUCCGCCUCUUGAUGAGGAGAGAUAAAACCCUGAAAAUCUGUGCAAAUCACUACAUUACACCUUUAAUGGAGCUGAAGCCCAAUGCUGGCAGUGACAGGGCAUGGGUGUGGAAUACACAUGCUGACUUUGCAGAUGAGAGUCCUAAGCCAGAACUUCUGGCAAUUCGAUUUUUAAAUGCAGAAAAUGCACAGAAAUUCAAGGCAAAAUUUGAAGAAUGUAGGAAUGAGGUUGAUAAGAAGGCAAAGAAAGCAGGAACAGACAAAAAUGAUAGUGCUGAUAAAGUUGCCGAGAAACUAGAAGAACUUUCUGUAAAGGAAGAGUGCAAAGAAUCAGAGAAGAAAGAAGUCAAGGAGAAAACUGAAGAAAGUCAAUAAAUCAUCUUGAGCCUUGUGUUUUCUUUUUCUUAAUUUUUUUUAAUUUUUACAAGGGACUUUAUAAAAAACUGUAUUCCAACAUUUGAAUUUUUUUUUAAGCUUUUGCCCUUUUUGAAGAGAUCUUCAGAAAUCCAUUCCCCAGUCAUGAAAAUGUACUGUGCUAAACUUUCUUUUCCAUAGUGGAAACACUUAUUUAUAGUCAUCCAAGAGAGUGAAUAAAGCUUUGAAAAUGGUAUCAAAGGACAUGACCGAGUUUUCUAUAUGCUUCAAAUGCGUGACUGCAAUUCUUACAUUGGGUUAUAUUUUUGAGUGCAUAUCUUUAGAUGAGAUGUAGUAUAACUGAAUUAUACCAAUAGAAAAGGUACAAGUAAUAAAGAUGGAUGUUGUCUGUUGUGACUGAAAGCUGUAAUGACUGAAAUAAGAUACUUUAUGCUAUGGUUUCUUUCCUUGUAACUGGGAUUUGAGUGGACUUCAUGCUUUCAUGUAGCUUUGUUACAGAAAAUAGAAAUGCCCCAUAGAAUGUAAUGCCAUAAUCCUAGAGAGUUUCCAGCUAUGGUGCUUCAACAUAUUUGUGGUCUCUAAUGGCCAGUCGUAGAUCAGGCCUGCUCAACUUAGGACCUCCAGCUGCUUUUGGACUACAACUUCCAUAAUCCCCAGCCACAGUGGCCAAUAGACAGGGAUUAUGGGUGUUGUAGGCUAACAUCUGCAGGAGGACCGAAGUUGAGCAGCCCUGUAGAUAAAGACUGAACAUAUACUUUGAACACUUGAGUGAGUGGAGAUGGGCAUUGACUGGCAAUGAAGCAACUUUAUAUUGUACUAUACUUCAGAAACCUUUCCUUUUGCAUGACAAGAAUGGAAAAUCCGUAUGGAUCUUGGGUAGUUUGUAGAAUAGAUGGGACCAUAGACAUGGAGUCCUGACUCCUGCUUGACUUUCUAGAACUUCGGUUUAAAUCUAUUAAUUUAGCACAAAUAUUGAGAAUUUUAUAUUGUAUCCAGUUUUGCUGUCUUUAUGAUGGCAUGUCCCAGUAACUUUCUGGGAGAGAUGAAAAAAUUGACUUAGAGUGACUUCUGGCUUUAGGAAAAGGAGCAAUCAGCAAAAUCUUGGUAUAAGUAUCAAGAUCUGACUGCUCAACCCCAUCAGGUAAGAGAGAGGGUUUUAUUGGCCAAAUUGUACGAUAAACUAUUGAAUAUUGGAGCAAAAAUGUUUUACUGCCUUUUUAAUGCUACUGGUACUAGAAACAGUCACCCCAUUGCAUUUGCUAAAAGGGUAAUCUGUAUGGAACUUGUUUCCAUCUGCAAGUCAUUCUGGAUCUCUACUGGGAUACACCAAAAGGUGCUGGUCUAGUACACAGGGCUUGUGCUCAUACUGCCAAAUUGUGAUCAUUGCUGAUAAUGCCAGUCAUCAGAAUUGUGGGGAAGAGAUGCUCUUGCAUACAGCUCAUGGCUGCACAAGUGUGUGUCUGGAUUGGGGCCUGUCUCCAUCCAAGUCUGUUUUUUUAUAAAUUUAUACUGUCCCGCCUUUUGUUCACUGUGUAAUUGCUCCCCAAACAAUUUUAGUAGAGAUUGUAUAUCAAGCUUACAAGGUGAGAAUAAUUGAUGGGAGAGUCUUUAAAGGUUCGAGCUUCCCAUGUCUGCAUUGACUGUAUCUUGAAGUGGGUGUGUAGAUAUAAAACAUUCCUUUCCUUUUGUCUGUAAUAGUAUGCACAGCACUUAUUUUGAAUGCAAGCCUUACCUCAUUCAAAUGAAUGACAACACUUCAAUUUAGUUUAAUGGAUUUGGGUUGCAUUCUUGUCUUUACCUAGAACUAUACAUUUGUCCUUGGUUCUCUACUUAAACUAAAAUCCAAUGUAAUUAUUGGAUGUUCAUUAACUUCUUGUUCUUUCCAGAUCUUAGUGCAUACUGUUAACUACAUGGUAUUUUGCUGUUUUAUAUUUGACUCUUAAUGCCUGAGUCGGUUAAGACAGAAUAUCUUUGGGCCUUUCUAUUUUGGAGGGGAAAAUACCUCAACUGUUCCCUUAAGGACUCUUGCCAGUAUAUUUGAUGCUGAUUGUAUUUGAAGGUUUAAAACAUUGUCUGUCUCUUCAGGAAACAUAAUAGAUACUCCAUGUGUGAAAGCCACCGUAAGCAAAUUUUGAUUUAUAUUGUCAAAAGGAGGGUGAUGCUCACCAAACUAAUUUCAAAAUAAAUUAAACUUAAUCAUUA
This is a messenger RNA of Hemicordylus capensis (graceful crag lizard), 3048 nucleotides long. It is a transcript of the gene RANBP1, whose product is annotated as RAN binding protein 1. Gene Ontology annotation, cellular component: centrosome; cytoplasm; nuclear pore. The record is from RefSeq and is a predicted model, not a curated record. Lineage: Eukaryota; Metazoa; Chordata; Lepidosauria; Squamata; Cordylidae. The transcript is spliced from 6 exons. Gene Ontology annotation, molecular function: GTPase activator activity. Gene Ontology annotation, biological process: nucleocytoplasmic transport; positive regulation of mitotic centrosome separation. Bases 217 to 846 code for a protein of 209 amino acids.